Molecule: messenger RNA, 880 nt
Organism: Arabidopsis lyrata subsp. lyrata
Lineage: Eukaryota; Viridiplantae; Streptophyta; Magnoliopsida; Brassicales; Brassicaceae
Exons: 1
Coding region: 239-727 (162 amino acids)
Source: RefSeq, a predicted model, not a curated record
AUCCUGAACUAAAUUCAUGCAUGAUGAGAUAAUAAAUCCAUCCUCAUCAUCAUCAAAUUAAGACAAAACUAACACACAUGGAAAAAUAUAUUUCCCCAUAUAGUGUUGGCAUUAUCUCCAUCUCCCUUUUUUCAUACAUAAAACUUGUAUAUAAAUAGUUCUAUAGAUGUGUCUUAGGUUCUCCAUCUCUCAAUAUCUCUCUUGCAUCGUCAUUAAUAUAAACAUAUAAAACCUAAGCAUGGCAUUUUCAAACCCCCAAGAAUGUGCGAUUUGUAAGAGAGUCUUCUUAUCAUCACACCACCUGAUCUCACACUUCAACGAUGUUCACUCCAAUCGCCACGGUUCCACCUUCUCUUCCUCCGCCAUCGCUACACCCACCUCCUUCCGCCACUACCCGAACGUAAACCGGAACCCUAAUCCUGAUUUUCAGGCGAGGAAUCAUUUUGACGUGAAUUAUUACCGUAGGGGUUACUUAGACGACCACGGGAGGUUUCAUAAAGGAUGUUCUCCAACGCCGGUGAUAACUCCGACCAGAAAAUAUAAGUUUUUGCUGCCAAAGAUGCCGACGACGCCGAAGCUCAUGGAUCUUUUUCCAGCUGCGUCAUCCGAAAAUGUCUUUACGCUGCCGCUUAUUUGGCAGCUGGAGCAACGGAGAGCGGAGGAUAGUGCUGUGACGGAGAACGGAGGAGCCAACUCGAGUUCCAUCGACUUGUCAUUAAGGCUGUGACUCUCUGGUAGUAGACUUGUCCGGUUAAAUUAAUUAAUAAAAACAAGAAAUUUAGGAUUCUCGAUCCGAAAAAAUUAGGGCUUUUCGAGAAGUAUGAUGUCUUUUGUUGUUGUUUUCUUGUUAUUGUUGUUUCAUUAUUAUUAUUUUAACAGU